Molecule: messenger RNA, 255 nt
Organism: Scheffersomyces stipitis CBS 6054
Lineage: Eukaryota; Fungi; Ascomycota; Pichiomycetes; Serinales; Debaryomycetaceae
Exons: 1
Coding region: 1-255 (84 amino acids)
Source: RefSeq, a predicted model, not a curated record
AUGAAAUGUCCGUUGUGUUCUACGGGUCUCAAGCAGCAUUUGUUGAACCCCAGUUUGUCCAUCAUAGCUUGUCCUUCUGAAUCAUGUGUCUAUCCAUUCAAUAUGUCUAUUAGUGAGCUCCACGACCACAAUCUUAUUCUAUCGGUGUCUACAGCUGAUAUCAUGCACAACGUUCAUAAGAAAAUGAAUGAUAACAAAGAUAUAGAUGAGAAGUUGGCAGAAUUCAUAGCGAGAGACGAUCCUGAAGUCAGCUAG